AUGGCAGAGAGAGGUGGAAACGAAGAAGUGAUUAACCUGAACAGCUUCCGUAGUCACAGAGGGAAAGACAGGAUAAACCGCAGGGACGAAGGUCUUAUCACAAUAUCGGAUUCCUCGGAUGAAGAAUUACCUUUGUUGCUGGAAAUUCCAGCAGAGCAGCAGCAUGAGGAAGAUGACGAUGAUGUAGUCAUCUUGGUAGAGACUCGAAAGCAUCAGCAGCUUCUGCGUCCCAAUGUCAUCAGACCUGCUGCUCAAUGGCAGGGUGCAAACACUGUGGGAGAAGGAGGAUCUAAAAGUGCUGUCGGGCCCUUGAAGAACAUAUAUCAGCAAGAUGAGAACUCAACUCUGCUGUGCCAGGGAGACCGGUAUAAUCACAUGGUGGAGAGCAAUGCUGCACCAAGCAGGGAUGAGAAUAUGAACUUUGCCUUGCAGCAGCCUGGACCAUCUGAGCUUAAUGGCCCCACGUUUGAACUUACAAGUAACCAGGAGCCUGGCCCAAGUUUGCUUCCAGCAAUAAAGAUGAGCCCACAGCCUGUUAUUAACAGAGAAAUCAUUAGUCUGGAGAAACCAGAUCUUCCUCCACAACGGGAGGAAAAGGUGGAAGCCCAGGGAUGGCAGGGAGAGGACUUGGAGCCAGAGCAAAACAUUGGAGGAGCAGCUGCUGCAACUACCGCAGACCAGGAGGUCCACAAGAACAGCCAGCAGGAUCACCCGUACCCCCAGCCGUUGGAAAACAAGCCGCACGCUGUAGUAAAUGGUUGUGCUCCUCAGCAAGGGCAGCCUGAAGCGGACCCAGGAUCUUUGAGGGCGUAUGGAGAGGAGGCUCCUGGGCCAGCCUUCCCCCGACCUGAACCACAGCAGGAUGGGAUUCCGGGUCCGGGUUCACCCCAGCCGGCACAUCCACCAGAAGAAACGGGUCAGCAGGCAGCGAUAGACAACGAACAGCCAGGUCCAGUGUUCCCCGCGCAGGGCUCUCAGGAACUUGGCUCCGGUAAUGUGCCAGAACAAGGAGCUGCUGGGCAGGACCAGGACCUCAUGGCACUGCUCAUCAGAGAGACAGAAGCAAGAUUCCCAGAUGUGACGAAGGAAUAUAUUGAAGAGCUAAUCAGCAUCAAGAAUUGCUAUGACUUAAAUGUGCUUUGUAACUUUCUUUUGGAAAAUCCAGAUUACCCAAAGAAGGAAGGCAGAGUGGUUUUAAAUCCCAGCAGCAGCCUGCUUGCCAGCCAAGAUGAGACAAAGGUGCCUAAAGUGGACUACUUUGACUUUUCCAAACUUGCCCCCCUCGAUCAGCGGUGCUUUAUUCAGGCAGCUGACCUCCUUAUGGCAGACUUCAAAAUGCUGAGCAGCCAAGACAUUAAGUGGGCACUACAUGAACUCAAGGGACACUAUGCAAUCACGCGAAAGGCCUUUUCAGAUGCCAUCAAAAAAUGGCAGGAACUGUCUCCCGAAACCAGUGGGAAACGAAAAAGGAGGAAAGAAAUGAAUCAGUUUUCAUACAUAGACUUCAAAUUUGAGCAAGGGGAUGUGAAAAUUGAGAAGCGCAUGUUCUUCCUGGAGAAUAAGAGACGGCACUGGAGGUCCUAUGACAAGCUUUCUCUUCUCCCACCGGUGCUACUGGAGCAGGAAUUCUAUGAGCAGAAAGUUAAAGAGAUGGCAGAGCACGCAGACUUUCUCCUUGCUCUGCAGAUGAAUGAGGAGCAGUAUCAGAAGGAUGGUCAGAUGAUUGAGUGCCGCUGCUGCUACGGGGAGUUUGCGUUUGAAGAGCUAACUCAGUGUGCAGAUGGUCACUUGUUCUGCAAGGAGUGCCUAAUUAAAUAUGCUCAGGAGGCAGUCUUUGGCUCUGGGAAGUCAGAGCUCAGCUGCAUGGAAGGCAGUUGCACGUGUUCAUUCCCCACCAGCGAGCUGGAGAAGGUGCUUCCAGAGAACAUCCUCUGUAAAUACUACGAGCGGAAAGCUGAGGAGGAGGUGGCUGCUGCCUGCGCGGAUGAGCUUGUCAGGUGUCCGUUCUGUAACUUCCCAGCUCUACUGGACAACGAUGUGAACCGGUUCAGUUGCCCUAAUCCCCGCUGCAGAAAGGAAACGUGUCGGAAGUGCCAGGGGCUGUGGAAGGAGCACAUGAACCUCACCUGUGAGCAGCUGGCUGAGAAGGACGACAUCAAAUACAGGACAUCCAUAGAAGAGAAAAUGACAGCCGCCCGAAUUAGAAAAUGCCACAAGUGUGGGACCGGCUUAAUUAAAUCGGAGGGUUGCAACCGCAUGUCCUGCCGCUGCGGUGCUCAGAUGUGCUACCUCUGCCGGGCUGCCAUUAACGGCUACGACCACUUCUGCCAACACCCCCGCUCGCCCGGGGCUCCCUGCCAGGACUGCGCAAAGUGCUCCCUCUGGACAGAUCCCACAGAAGAUGAUGAGAAGAUAAUCCAGGAGAUUCAGAAGGAGGCUGAAGAGGAGCAAAGGAAGAAAAAUGGAGAGAACAGCUUCAAGAGGAUCGGCCCGCCUGCAGAAAAGCCCAUGGAGAAAAUCCAGAGAAUUGAAGUCAUCCCCAGACCUGUUCCUCAGAACCUCCAUCAGCCCCGAAUGCCCCCUUACCACUUCGUGCACCCUCCCUUCCCACUCCCUCCCGUCCGUCCCAUUUACAACAACAUCCCCCUCAACAUCGGCCCCAUCCCUGCCCCCUACGUCCCCCCCUUGCCUAACAUGAGGGUGAACUACGAUUUUCCCCAGAUCAACGUUCAGCUGGAGCACAACUUGCCUAUGCACUUUGGCCCUCAGCCUCGACACCGGUUCUGA
Messenger RNA from Pterocles gutturalis (yellow-throated sandgrouse), 2787 nucleotides. It is a transcript of the gene RNF216, whose product is annotated as ring finger protein 216. Gene Ontology annotation, molecular function: zinc ion binding. NCBI's taxonomy places the organism in Eukaryota, Metazoa, Chordata, Aves, Pterocliformes, Pteroclidae. The transcript has 16 exons. The coding region runs from base 1 to 2787 and encodes 928 amino acids. The record is from RefSeq and is a predicted model, not a curated record.